Molecule: messenger RNA, 4090 nt
Organism: Corvus hawaiiensis (hawaiian crow)
Lineage: Eukaryota; Metazoa; Chordata; Aves; Passeriformes; Corvidae
Gene: RAD54L
Product: RAD54 like
Exons: 13
Coding region: 1724-3418 (564 amino acids)
Biological process (GO): reciprocal meiotic recombination; double-strand break repair via synthesis-dependent strand annealing
Cellular component (GO): nucleus
Molecular function (GO): ATP-dependent chromatin remodeler activity; DNA translocase activity; ATP binding
Source: RefSeq, a predicted model, not a curated record
UUUCCACUAGGACCUAAAGGUCAGAGAGAAGUUAAGUUUUCCACUGGGACCUGAGGAUGUGGCUGGAGGAUUUGGUCCAUUUCAAAAAGCCGCAGUUCUUCUGCUGGAGUUGUAACAGGUUUGCAUAGACCUCACAGACUGACAGUCUAACAGACUCCAGUCUGUUGUAAAUACAAAGUGAAACAUUUGUUUUAAGCAUCCUCUGAGAGGCCUGAAUGCUGCUGAUACUCCCUGUCCCUUUUCAAGCAAAGAGUCAGGGCUGAAAGUCCUGCCUUUACUUACCUUGAAGUCUGGAGAUGUAGCUCUGCUGGGUGGAAUUUGGUGUGGAAGGUGAUGGGACAUAGUUGCAAUAAACUAUUUUGCAGCCCAGUCUUGAGUCAGGCAGGGCAGACUGUCCACCACCAUUUUACUGCUCAGCAGAAUUGACUGGAUCUGCAAGUCCCUGAGCCGGGAAGCACUGAGGCUCCAAUUUCUGGUACCAUGGUUCCCAGCAAAGUGGAGAGUAGGUUCCUACUUCAGUGUGCUUUGUUUGGAGGCUGCUCUUGGUAGGUGUGAGCUGUCCCUGACCUAUGCAGACUUGAAAUUCGAUAGUGGAGACUGCCAAAAAACAUUUUAUGUUGUAAAUAUGUGCGACAUUAUAAUAUGGCAGCAGUGGGUACAACUCUCCAAAUAUCUGAUAUAGGCUUCUGGACAGCUCGAAGUUCAUCCGAGAUGCAGUAUAUUAUCAUUUAAGCCUGGAGGCAGCACAGAUGGAAGCUGUGAUUGCUGAUCUUGCAGGCUAAGCAGGUCAAGCUGGAUGUCUCCCUGCUCGGGAGAUCUUCAGAUGGGUCUGAGAGCAUUGUAGGCUGCUCGUGGCUUGUAGUUUUAUCUUGGAUUUGGUACUGAACCUGUGUCUCAGUGUUACGCUCAUCUCUGGCUACAUAGCUGGAGGCACUCUGGUUUUGGGUAAGCUACUGCCUGCUAGUGCUUUUGUCAAGUAAUCAAAGUUAUGUUGGUGUCCUAGGCACGCUUUUUUUUGCCAGGUAAAUAUCGAUGAUAAAGCAGUUUCUGCUCUAGUCUGAUUAAUAGGUCUCUGCCUGCUAAGAUUCCUAUGCUGCUUUAUUCAGCUGAUGCUCCUAAAUGGUAGUACAGCUCUGCUCCAACUUUAUUGUGACUUUUGCCCAGGUGCUGGUUCUGCAGCCAAAUGAAGUCAUGUAGCCAGUAAUGAACUUCAUGUAUGUUCAACUGGCUUAAAUAAAUUCCAUUAACCUGUAACUAAAGGCCUAAGAAAGAGAGAAGGAAAAGAACUUGAAAGUGCAAGUCAAGGUGCUCCAUCUUCAAGUCCUAAAUAGUGGAGUAGAGAGGAGUGAGUCCUUACAGCUGUGUUUAGCUUGUGUCCCACACUCCCUGCUCCGUUGGCACAAUGCAGGUAGCUUGUACCUUCCCAGCACAAUGCCCUGGUUUUCUCUGACUCUCUUGUCAUCACAUGCUACAUGAACAUUUUGCAGUUUGUCUUUCUCUUUUUUUUGCCCUUCCCCCCCUUCCCCCCCCUUUAUCUGUCUCAGUGAUGUGUCAGAGCCUAAUGCAGGGCUGAGCUCUUCUCCCACCAUGUGACGUGGGUUAUAACCUCAGCCCUGUGUCUUCUCUAAAGCUAAAUCUGCUUUGGACCUUGAGCCCCCAGGGAGUUAAAUUCCUCUGGGACUGUGUGACGAGCCGGCGGAUCCCUGGGAGCCAUGGCUGUAUCAUGGCAGACGAAAUGGGGCUGGGCAAAACUCUCCAGUGCAUCACACUCAUGUGGACGCUUCUCCGGCAAAGCCCGGACUGCAAGCCCGAAAUCGAGAAAGCCGUGGUGGUGUCUCCCUCCAGCCUGGUGAGAAACUGGUACAAUGAAGUAGAGAAAUGGCUGGGGGGAAGGAUCCAGCCACUGGCCAUUGAUGGAGGCUCCAAAGAAGAGAUUGACCGUAAACUAGUUGGCUUUAUGAACCAGCGUGGCCUGCGAGUGCCUUCACCCAUCCUGAUUAUCUCCUAUGAAACCUUCCGACUCCACGCCGAGGUGCUGCAGAAGGGCAGUGUUGGGCUGGUCAUAUGUGAUGAGGGCCAUAGACUGAAGAACUCAGAAAACCAAACUUACCAGGCUCUCAACAGCUUAAACACACCUCGACGAGUCCUUAUCUCAGGCACCCCCAUUCAGAACGACCUGCUAGAGUAUUUCAGCCUGGUGCACUUCGUCAAUUCGGGCAUCCUGGGAACUGCACAGGAAUUUAAAAGACAUUUUGAAAUGCCCAUCUUGAAAGGAAGAGAUGCAGAUGCAAGUGAAGCUGAGCGACACAAGGGAGAAGAGAGGCUUAAAGAGCUGAUCAGUAUUGUGAACAGGUGCUUAAUUCGGAGAACUUCAGACAUCCUGUCCAAAUACCUGCCAGUGAAGAUUGAACAGGUGGUCUGCUGCAGACUGACACCUUUGCAGACUGAGCUGUACAAGAACUUCCUGAAGCAAGCCAAGCCAGUGGAGGAGCUGAAGGAGGGCAAAAUCAGUGUUUCAUCUCUCUCUUCCAUCACUUCCUUGAAGAAGCUCUGUAAUCAUCCUGCUCUUAUCUAUGAUAAGUGUGUGGAAGAGGAAGAAGGAUUUAUGGGAGCCCUGGACUUGUUCCCUGCUGGCUACAGCACCAAAUCUGUGGAGCCCCAGCUUUCAGGCAAGAUGCUGGUUUUGGAUUACAUCCUUGCUGUUACCAAAAGCACCAGUAAUGACAAGGUGGUUUUAGUGUCUAACUACACUCAGACACUGGAUCUAUUUGAAAAGCUCUGCAGGAACAGAAGGUAUUUGUAUGUCCGCCUGGACGGCACCAUGUCCAUUAAAAAGAGAGCAAAGAUCGUGGAGCGAUUCAACAGCCCCUCGAGCCCCGAGUUCAUCUUCAUGUUAAGCAGCAAAGCAGGUGGCUGUGGUUUGAACCUGAUUGGGGCCAACAGACUGGUGAUGUUCGACCCUGACUGGAACCCUGCCAACGACGAGCAGGCCAUGGCUCGCGUGUGGCGGGAUGGCCAGAAGAAGAUGUGCUACAUCUACCGACUGCUUUCGACAGGGACCAUAGAGGAGAAGAUAUUCCAGCGCCAGACCCACAAGAAGGCCCUGAGCAGCUGCGUGGUGGAUGAAGAGCAGGAUGUAGAAAGGCAUUUCUCACUUGGGGAGCUGAAGGAGCUCUUCACGCUGAAUGAGACCACCACCAGUGACACCCAUGACAAGAUCAAGUGUCGCCGCUGUGUGAACGGGCACCAGGUCCGGCCCCCUCCCGACGGCUCCGACUGCACCUCGGACCUGUCCCAGUGGCACCACUGCGCCGAUAAGCGGGGCCUGCAGGACUCUGUGCUGAAGGCUGCAUGGGAUGCUGCUGUCACCUUCACUUUCCAUCAUCACUCCCAUGAGGAGCAGCGAGGGAUUCCCUAAGAGGUUACUGUCCCCUGUGGGGGCAAGGGCAGGCUCUGUGGCAGCCUGCCUCACUUUGAUCCCUUUCAAGGAAAGGGACAGUGGGCAGCUGUGCAUGCUGGACUUUGUGUGGCCGUGGGACAGCAGAACAGUAUGGCUUCGGAGUGGCUGGAAGGCCCUUGGCAGUGUUCAGUCUACUGCAGCAGCAAGGAGUCCAUGGCUUUUUUUUCUCCUGUUGUAUUGUGUGCCUGAAAAACACCCCCAUGGGAACUGGGAAUAACGGGACCUUCCAUGCUUGAUCAGAUUUAGCACUGGUUCACUCUAGGCCUUUGGUGUCUGUGCCUUCUACUCACCCAGGUUUUGUCUUCAGGUUUUAUAGCAUUUGAUGUGCAGUCAAGUUUUUUUCCUUGACAGCUCCGGCUUACAGCUGCUGAUCAAAACUUGCAGGAUCCACUUUGCUGUGAAAUGUGAACCUUGCUGAUUACUUGGGAACAAGAGGAUUUUGUACAAGGGAAAAAAUUUUUAGCUUGUAUGUUGAACAUCUGGCCUGAAAGAUCAUGCAAGCAAGGCUCUAUUCCAGUAACUCCAUUUCUAAAACCACUUGAUUUGUUAUGGGCAGGAUCCCCUGAUCUAGCAGUGUUUUAAUGAGAUCACAUUACAUGACAGUAAUAAAAUUCACAGUUUGGUACAUUA